AUGUCACAAAACACUCGGCUUUCAUACUCUAUGGCCGCAGGAUCUGCAGACAUUCCAAAGCCGCAACCAAAGCCUGCGAACGACUCAACUGCCAACCAAUCCUCUCCAAAUCACCGUCAGCAUGCUUCUGGACAGCAGCAAGAUAAUCGGCGUGGCGGACCAGGCCACAGGCGGACUCCUUCACCUUCACACAUCCCAAAGACAUCAUCUGCCGAAGAUGCAGUCUAUGUCUUGACUCUUCUGACAGACGCCAAACACCAUCGCAUCUUAACCGAGACGAGGAAGAAGUAUUUCCCUCCUCGUCUGAACAGACUCGAAGCACACAUUACUCUGUUCCACGCACUACCCGGAAGUCUGCUCGAGGAGUCGAUCAAGCCAACCCUGAGAGAGAUUUCGAGCAAAACCAAACAGUUCCAUCUCCUUGCUGCAACGCCUUUCCGAUUGAAUAAGGGUAUUGCUAUUGGUCUGCCUAAGUCAUCAGGCGGCGAUGAUGCGAGACAGGUUCAUCAGCAAUUGAAGUCGGCAUGGUCGGAGUUUCUGAGUCGGCAGGAUGCUGGCGGCUUCGCAGCCCAUUACACCAUCAUGAACAAGGUCGAUGACGAGAAGGAGAUUCAGAAGGCGUUCGAGCAGGUGCAACAGGAAUGGAAAGGUUGCCACGGUACCGUCCUCGGUCUAUCGCUGUUCAAGUACGAUCGAGGAAACUGGGUGCACGACGAGGACUUUAAGUUUUCACCAAUUCGGUGA
Molecule: messenger RNA, 744 nt
Organism: Aureobasidium melanogenum CBS 110374
Lineage: Eukaryota; Fungi; Ascomycota; Dothideomycetes; Dothideales; Saccotheciaceae
Exons: 1
Coding region: 1-744 (247 amino acids)
Source: RefSeq, a predicted model, not a curated record